GGUGAGAGUGAAAUCAUCCAAGGACCGCAGAGAUUUGUCUGUCAUAUCACGAGCUUUCUCUAGCUUCGCUUUGACUUGGUUGGCGAAGUCGUCAAAGUCACGACCAUCGUGGCCAUUGAAAAGAACCUUGCUUGUCUGGAUACGAUGGGAGAAGUAGGUAUAGUCAGGGCCAAUGUGGUUACGGACCUUGACCAUGAUAUCAACAGCUCCAUCCUCGAUAUGAGUGCAGCCACCGCUGCCCUCCAGGCCAGCGCAAGACUUGUGACGCUUGUCAAACUUGCGCUUCCAGGCGUCAACUGGAUCGAUGAUUAGAUUUGAGACACGAGUAGUCAGUUCUUCACCGAGCAGGAGGGGUAGAGGUGAGGGCUGACGACUGUCAAUCUUGAUAGAAGCAUUCCGGUUCUCUGGAUAACGGGUAGCGCAACGGCUGCGCAAGAAAAGCUCAAUCGAAUACCCAGAUACAAACUCGAAUUUUUGCGUGUCGCUAACAAAAUGAGAUCGGGGGAUGCAUGCCAUGGAUUGAGGCCGGCCGGUGCACGGCCGGAAGGUCUCGGACUCGGGACUGGUAGCUUCAGACUCAACGGACUCGGACCAUUGGAAUCCGGGGUCGUGCCGCACUAAAAAGAGACCAAUGAUCCGGUCGGUAGCGGCGACAACCUCGCGAGCAUCGUCAUGUGUCAACUCAUACUCUUGGAAAGAACGCAAUGACUUUUCUACGAGAAUAAGGCCAUCACGCUCAACACGGUACGUGAUACGAUAACGCAAUGGCUUAACGUCACGAUGUGGCUUGCGAAGCGGGUCGAGAGCGUUACUAUCGUGGCGUGUGAUAAGCUCAGAAGAGCAAUGCUGCAGGCGCGAAAGCAAAGCUUGGCAAAUGCGAUCGGUAGCUUUCAGCUGGGGGGAGGCUUCAUAGUCGCGAACAUGCUCAGAACCAUGAGGAGACUCGAAUCUGACCUGGACAUGCACCCGAAGCCCAGGUUUAGCAACUUUCUGAGAAGGUGAAGGGGAUGCUGGCGGUGAUGGUGAUGGCAAGGGAGGAAUUGAGGACUGCGACACAUCUGAGUGUCGGUUCCUUCUCCUGCUUAAGAGGGGGAAUCGGCGCUUGGUACUUGAGAGGGAGAAAGAAGGUGAAGAUGUGACAGAAUGGCCGUCGGCCGAGUUGCUUGACCUUCUGAGAGGCAUGUUUGGCCGAUGUCGUUGAGAACCGUUUCCCUAAAUUUUCGUCUGCCGUUCAAGAGGGCGUAUAAGUCGAGAUUUUUGGUGCUCAAUGGCACAAAGGGUCCAUUGGGAACCGCGCUGUUGUAUAUUGGCGUCUUGAGGCAGUGAGAUCGUCCACAGAUACUGUCGAUUGGCAACAGGAGAAGCAACAGGGAAAGAUGUCGAGGAAGGAAAAGAUUGAAGCCGUGAGGUCGGGCGCAACGAAAAGCAAAGGCCACGGCAAGGAACUCGGCGGCGGGGUCACUGAUUGCAACCUGGGAGUGAUCGACUAAACCGCAGGCGCAGGCGGAGUCCAAAAGUCUUGGAUACUUGUUCGGUAAGUCAGACUCAGACGGCAAGUCAACGGAAUGGAUCAAUGAGCGGCAGGGCGUUUCCAAGGAUGUGCGUGCGUUGGCGCAAGUUGAAUGGAACAUCAACUGUGUCCGUAUACGGGCAAAGAUCCUAUCCUAUGGUAGCCGUGUAAGGAAAGAGAAAAGCUGUGGCUGGUCAAGCUAAGUAGUAGAAGCACUAAUGCUUGUGAGGAUCGCGAAUAGCAAAAGAUGGGUUUUCACUGGUGACUAUAAGGUGGGAGGGGAACCGCCUGCCACGGCGCAUGAAGCACGGCGGGUCUUUUUAAAGCUCUGGCUUGGUGUUGCUCUCCAUCCAUACGUGCUUCCGGCUUCCAUGGACGAUGCUCUUGGAGUUGGCCCAUGGAUCGAUUCUCCCCAGGUCAGAGUGCCCAGCACCCGGCGCAUACGGUGGUGUCUCUGGCAAAGUGGACUGUCAUCUUGUCAUGAUCCAACACUUCUGUACCGGGACACGCCGGGCUGGAGGGGUCCCCCGGUGUUGGCUCUUCUUGGACCCCGUAUGUUCCUCGUAGGCAAAGGCUGGGAUCAUGCCACGGCCCUGGGCUUGGGUGUGUCCAUGCUUGGCUAGAUGCUGGAUUCUGCCCGCUGAGAUGGAGGGAGAGCAGAGACCCUGCUCCUUGCCGUUUAAAGUAACGGUUUGGUGGGCAUGGGCAUCUUGAUGAUAGCGAUGGCGUGAUGUUUUCGUUUAUUUAAUUGACGAUCAAUCAGCUUCUGGAA
Messenger RNA from Fusarium odoratissimum NRRL 54006, 2282 nucleotides. RefSeq lists its product as uncharacterized. The transcript has a single exon. NCBI's taxonomy places the organism in Eukaryota, Fungi, Ascomycota, Sordariomycetes, Hypocreales, Nectriaceae. Bases 1729 to 2133 code for a protein of 134 amino acids. The record is from RefSeq and is a predicted model, not a curated record.